AUGAAGCUGGGGAGCAGCAAACUUGAAAGCCGGCCACACAGCAAGCCACAACAAGUGAUAUCUGAGCGGAUGUGGACAUAUAUACAUAUUUUUCUUUUUUUUUUUCCCAGCGUUAUCACAGCGGCUCUACGUCUCGGUUGCCCCAGCGGAGCCUCUGUCUCCGCUCCGGAUGAAUGUUUGAUGGACCUCAGUGUCUCAGCCGCUGCAAUGAAUGAAACAAAGGGGAUGGACGCAGUCUGGGAAGAUACCAACUGUUAACGCCGCAUUGCAUGUUUUUUCACCAGCAUGAAGGUUGGUAACUCGAUUAAAGAGUUUUUCACCAGCUAAUGUUAACUUUACAAUUCAGUGGAGAGCACGAGGCAGCCAACAAGCUUGAUAUACAAAAGUCCAGCUAACUAUAACAAACUGGUAAACUGGUUUUCGUCUCAUGCUGUGAAUUUCGCCUUUCACAUAACUUGCACGCCUGGUCUCCUCUGACAGAAAUCUCAAACUGGACCUGCUUUGGUUUUUUUUUGCUCAGAGAACUUCAUCCAGGGUUUGCAUAGUUGAGGGUGUGUGACACUUCAAGGUUUUCCAGUCUCCAGCGUCCUGCUCUGCCAUCUCUUAACAUGCUUUGCUUUCUGAGGCUCCCUCAUAGAUGUGUCUAAUUUGGAGAUCUGAACCUGGGACUGUUUGCAAGGUGGGAUUUGCAUGUACCCUACUACUGGACUUCCACAUCACAGCUCCAACACAGCAGCAGUGUCAAGUGAGAUGAUGAUGAUGAUGACAUGCAAUUAAGAUAAGCUUCCUAAAUCCUGUUUUAAGAUGAGCCAAGGACCAAACCUCGUCCUCCAGUGGCUGUCAAAGCUCCAUCUGGCCCAGUACGUGGAGUCAUUCCUUGACAAUGGCUAUGAUGAUUUGGAAGUUUGCAAACAGAUUGGAGAACCAGAUCUGGAUGCAAUAGGAGUCCACAUUCAGUAUCACAGACACAGGCUGCUCACCGCGGUGAAGGCUCUAAAAGAGGAGGACAAAAGGAAAGUACCUGGCUAUUAUUUCACCUUAGAGCCCGUGGAUACUUCUGCUAGUCAACACAUAUCACAGUCAGUGGAUGAUUUGGGGAAUCUGAGGUCACACGCUCAGACUGAAGGAGUGCACCAGGCCUUGUGUCCCGGAAACCACAACCUGAGGUUCACAGAGUGUAAUGACUUUGUGACUUAUCCCAAACUGAAGCUAAAGGUACUGAUACGGGAUAAACUUGCAAAAGAUGGGAUCAACCUUGGACAAGCACCUUACACCCACAAGGAUGGCUCUGUGGGGAACCUUGAUGAACUGGCUCAGGAGUAUUCUCAUUAUUACGGCACCUCCCUCAGCGACGUGUGCGAAAGGAUGGAGGAGCUACGGAAACGCAAAGUCGUCCAGGAUGCAGAGAUGGAAAAGAUUGACUCAGUGACCACAUCACCAAAUCUCCGCUCUCAGAUCCAGGAAUCCCUUGGACUCAGCAGCGCCACUUCGACUCCAGAGAUUGAGAGAAGGUUUCCUGUGCACAAGUCCAGCUCAGAAGAUGGAUCAGGAGGAAAAUGGGAUGCAAAGAGAAAGAGCAAGUCUUUUUGGCAGAGUUUCCGUAAGUCACAGAAAGGAACGACGCGUCAGAUUUCAAAAGGUGAUGGUGUUGGUUUCGUGGCCAGUGAUAUUACCAUGAGUGAUGAAGAGCGAAUUCAACUGAUGAUGAUGGUGAAGGAGAAUAUGAUCUCUAUAGAGGAAGCUCUUGCUCGGCUGAAGGAGUUUGAGAUACAAAACAGACAAACAUGCAGGUUUGAUCCCACAGAGUCGCCCGACCCCCCCAGUCCUGGCGCAAAUGAGUCAUUCAGCUGCAACCCCUGUGACGUGUCCGACAAUGAAGAGGAGUCAUUAACAUUCAAAAGGCUCCACAAACUGGUCAACUCCACUCGGAAAGCAAAGAAGAAGCUGAUCAGGAUUGAUGAUCCUAAGAGACGUGUAGCAGAGGAGAGCUUGAAUGCAGAUGGUCAUCCCUGUGAAGAUGCAAGCAUGUCUAUGUAUUCAGACGUGCAGAGGAAACCUUUAGUUUGUCCCGUGGACUCCCUGGCUUCAGCUCUUCAGGAACAGCUCACCUACGACAGGGACUCUGACAGCCUGACCACUUCCCACUCAUCCAGCAGCCUGGAGACGAGCAGCAGCCAAAAGAUCUACCAGGCCUUCAGCCAAAUUAACAGGAGUCCCGUUCACCUGGAGGCCAGUGUGGUGGGGGAAGUGAGGGAAGCAGGUGAAGGCUCUUCCUUUUCUGAAACAGAGGGUUGCAUUGAAGAGGAGCCGAAAAUUGCGCGUUCAGUGACCGAUGGGGAGCUGCGUCAUCGGGUGCUUGGUGCACUUAGCCAGCAUGGGAGGGCUUCCAGCUUUGGAGGGUUUGACCUGACCAAUCGUUCGGGGCAAGCGGUCACUUCUGACAGUGAUAACAUUAUGAAAGAUGAAGAAGGUGGUGCGAAAGAUGGAGUGAAGACCCCACCGACGUCACUUAUUUCCCUGGGAAGAAAAGUUAAGUCUGUGAGAGAAACAAUGAGGAAACACAUAUCCAAGAGAUACCACUGUUCUCUCUCUGAACAGUCGAGUCCAGACCGAGGGUCCAGCUGUCCUCACUCGCCUCAGACAGACUCAGACUCUUUGGAGAAACCCAAACUGAAACUAGGAGGGUCUGUGGAGAGCCUGAGAAGUUCUCUCAGUGGACAAAGUUCCAUGAGUGGUCAGACAGUUGGCACCACCGACUCCUCCAACAGCAACAGGGAGAGCGUGAAGUCUGAGGACGGAGAGGAAGAUGAAGUCCCUUAUCGUGGACCCUUCUGUGGACGUGCUCUGGCUCAUACUGACUUCACCCCAAGUCCCUAUGACACUGACUCCCUCAAACUGAAGAGUGGAGAUGUUAUUGAUAUCAUCAGUAAGCCUCCGAUGGGUACCUGGAUGGGGAUGCUCAACGGUAAAGUCGGCACCUUCAAGUUCAUUUAUGUGGAUGUUCUGAAUGAAGAGGUGAAGCCCAAAAAGAUCCGCAGAAGGAGGAAGGCCCGGCAACCCAAACCUAAGUCUGUGGAGGAGCUGCUUGAUCGCAUCAACCUCAAAGAGCAUCUUCCCACUUUUCUUUUUAAUGGCUAUGAGGAUUUGGACACUUUCAAGUUGCUGGAGGAGGAGGACCUGGAUGAGCUGAACAUCAGAGACCCUCAACACAGAGCUGUGCUGCUCACUGCCGUGGAGCUGCUGCAGGAAUAUGAUGGAAGCAGUGACCCGGAGAGAAGCAGCCAAUCUGGAGGCUCGCAGGAGAAGCUGCUGCUGGACAGGCGUGGAGUCCUGGGAGACUCCCCGCGGGACUCAGGCUGCUACGAGAGCAACGAGAACCUGGAGAACGGAAGGCACAAAAAGACGGCUUCAGCCAUGAGCAGGUCGUCAUCUGGGUUUGAGUCCAGCCACCUCCCGUCCCCAGAGCAUCCCAUCCUACCCAUACUCCUCACCUCCACCCCCUCACUCCAAAGUAAACCCACCACCCUAACAUCAUAUAAACCUCCGAAGAGCUGCUUAAGACUCUUGAGCUCAGAAGCUCACAGUCAGAGUGGAGUUGUAGCUAGGAGCCAGAGUUGUGUGGAGCUGAGAAGAAAACCAGAAUCAAAUCUGCUGCUGCGCUGCUUAUCUCUGCCAGCUAUCCAUAAAAAGCAGGUGGGAAAACUCAUCAUCCCAAAAGAUUGGAAUCUGACCACCAAGAAGACUGAGGACGGCACACAGCACAUAGUAAAACCACAAAAGCAACUCGCGAUCACAUUUCCAACCAUCCAUUCCUCGGCUACAUUACACAGUACUGAACCUAGCAUUUCAAAUAUGGACAAAGUUAAUUUGCUUGCCCCUAAUCUGACAGAAACACAGAGCUCACACCUCCAGCUGCAGCCCACAGAAGAGAGGACCAAUCGGUGCGUGAGGACGCCUUUCUUACCAAACUUAAGCCAAGAGCUUGUACAAACAGAAACUACCAGCAGGCACAACAACACAGAUCACAUCUCUGCUGAAGAGAUGACGAGUCGCUCAGUUUCAGCCACUUCAGAAGCUAAACGACUGAAAAUGAGAAGAACAAAGAAGCUUUCUGAGUGUUGAUCUGAGCCUGAAGCCGGUUUCUGACAAAGCACAUUACACUGGUCUUUUUGCUUAGGAUGAUUACUGAGUAAACUGGCCUAAAGGGGGGCAAGUUGCAACCCUGAUAGGAGCUGAUAAAAUCCCUUAAAUGCUACAGAAACAGACUCAUGUGCUUCUUUCAGUUUUUCCUUUAAUGUUAGAAACUGGCUUAUCUAUUGUGAAACAAAAGGAGGAAAUUUCUUCCCACAAUCACAUGCACUUGCUAAAUUUAAAGCAAUUCUCCAAUAUUUUCAGAUAGAUCUGUGAAACAAAACAAUAAAAACACAGCAGCUGAAAUACUUGAUGCACUUUUUUUUUUUUACGAUUUUUCUUUGAACAGCUGUAGAUCAGAAUUGCAGUGUCAGAGCUGCAAAUCCAAACCACAGCUUUGUAUAAGGGGGGUUGGAUCCUUGGUGCAGCAAGAUUAAUUCAUUACAUCCUUACAAACUUCUCUUUCCAUCUUUCUUUUGCUUCAUUUGCCAGUGAGGUCAAGAAAAAGUGCAAGAUUAUAAGAUUUAACUAUUGAAGUGUACCCUCUUUGUUGUCUGUGUUUUUUCCAGGAUGUUGUUUUCUUCCUGAUAUCUAAUGAUUUUAUUAACCAUGAAAUUUCCAAGACUCAAAGAAAUAUUGUAGUUUUUUGUAAAUAACAUUUCAACUGAGGUAAAAACAUGAACACAGUUAAAUCUAGUUAAUGUACAGCCUAUUUUCCAACAGCA
Molecule: messenger RNA, 4856 nt
Organism: Melanotaenia boesemani (Boeseman's rainbowfish)
Lineage: Eukaryota; Metazoa; Chordata; Actinopteri; Atheriniformes; Melanotaeniidae
Gene: sash1b
Product: SAM and SH3 domain containing 1b
Exons: 18
Coding region: 805-4122 (1105 amino acids)
Molecular function (GO): protein binding
Source: RefSeq, a predicted model, not a curated record